AUGGCGUUGUCAGAAAGGAAAGGGAGCUUUACUCGAGAGGAGGAUGAACGCUUAACAGUAGCAGUCAUGCUUUUUGGACGGAAAUGGAUUCAAGUAGCUAAAUUUGUUCCUGGAAGGACCCAAUCUCAGUGUAGGGACAGAUACCUCAAUAGUUUGGACCCUUCUUUGAAAUGGGGUGGAUGGACUAAGGAAGAGGAUUUAAGAUUAGAAGCUGCAAUUGUCAAGCAUAGAUUCUGCUGGUCUAAGGUUGCUGAAGAUGUGCCUCCUCGCACUGAUUCUCAAUGCCGGAAGAGAUGGAAGGUGUUAUUUCCUGAUCAAGUUCCUUUGCUUCAAGAGGCAAGAAAGACUCUAAAGUCUUAUCUUGCUAGUAAAUUUGCUGCUAUGUCAUUUCUUUUUCUCUAG
Molecule: messenger RNA, 402 nt
Organism: Gastrolobium bilobum
Lineage: Eukaryota; Viridiplantae; Streptophyta; Magnoliopsida; Fabales; Fabaceae
Product: transcription factor MYB3R-5-like
Exons: 4
Coding region: 1-402 (133 amino acids)
Source: RefSeq, a predicted model, not a curated record